Durio zibethinus is the source of this 1133-nucleotide messenger RNA. RefSeq lists its product as uncharacterized. The record is from RefSeq and is a predicted model, not a curated record. Lineage: Eukaryota; Viridiplantae; Streptophyta; Magnoliopsida; Malvales; Malvaceae.
AAGUCUUAAGGUCAAAGCUAAUCAUUUAAACAUGUCAACGGCAAUCGUGCCCAUUUCCUGAUGAAAAAAGCGCACAGAUCAUGAUUGUGUCCAUGAACAAAGACAAACGGUGUUGAUUCUAGCUGUCAUCCAUAACUCCAAGACCAACGUCAUCUUUAUCUCUGACCUCAAACGCUUUUCUAAAGCCGUGUCCUUCUGGUUCUUGAUACUAAUGAUAUCUCCAAAACCCUAACAUAAACCACCAAAAUUUCAAAGACAUAAUUCGAUCUUUAAUUUUAUCUCUUCAAUUGGGGUUCCUUUCUUUUAUUCCUCUCUAGAUUUUUCGCUCCUCUCUGUCUACGAUAUGUCAAAGGUCACGAAAAUGGGAAGUCUACCCAUGAACGCUGUCGUCUUGGACAGUUUCGUGGGCUUUGCACUGCAAGCUAUGGUUGUUGAGACCGCCAUUGUUGCUACAAAAUCUGUCUCUUGGUUGCUUAUGAUGAUGGGAACUCUGCCUAAUGGAAUUGAUGUCUUCAUCAAAGAGCCUGAAGCAUAUGCAGGGUUUCCACUUGCUCGGCUUCUUGCGGUGAGUAAACCUGGUCCUGGCAACAAGGAUGCCUGUGACACUGAGGAUGAUGAUGAUGACGAGGAAGAUGAAGCAGCAGAUGAUCAAGAUGAAGAUGGAGGUGAGGAGGAAGAUGGAUCUGGUGAAGAGGGUAAAAAUGAAGGGGAUCCAGAGGAUGAACCCGAGGCCAAUGGGGAUGGUGGCAGUGGAGAGGAGGAUGAUGACGAUGAUGACGAUGACAACGACGAUGACGAUGAUGGUGAGGAGGAGGAAGAAGAAGAGGGCGAAGAAGAGGAAGAGGAAGAACUUCAGCCACCCACUAAAAAGCGAAAAUGAGCUUGGAUCUUUUUUCUUGUUUUUUAUUUUGUCUUGCUGAGGUGGAGUGGGAAGUUAGGAUGGGCAGAUUUGGGCUGUGGACUAAGGGUGUCUGUCCAAAAUAUAGAGUAGAUAAGAUUUUGACAUUUCUAGAAACCAGACCUGUUUCAUAUUUCUUAGUGUACAGUUAAGAGUGUCAUUGUAUAAGCUCUGCUUCAUUCCGUUGAGGAUUACAUUUAUGCUUCACCACCUUCAAAAUGCUCUCUUCCAAGCA